Molecule: messenger RNA, 2190 nt
Organism: Brugia pahangi
Lineage: Eukaryota; Metazoa; Nematoda; Chromadorea; Rhabditida; Onchocercidae
Source: the annotation of a GenBank genome assembly
AUGGCCACUUCAUUAACUACCGAACAACUGAAACGGAUUGAACGGAAUCGAGCAGAAGCUUUGCGACGAAUGGCUUUACGACAGGAACGUGAAGGGAAGCCGGAAAACAUGAAACAUAUAAAUACAGUGAGUAGUUGUUCCACCACUGGUGCUACUUCAGACACAUCCGUAAAAGCACAGAUGAUGUUACGACCAGGACUAUGGUCUUUAAAUUCAUCCAGGAAGGUAUCUGUCACAGUUCGGGAUGAAAGUAAACCUGUACAACUAUCUGUAACAAAUGAACAUGAUGGAUCGAAGCUACCUGCAGCAGUUGCAUCCGACCACUCAGUACAACCUAUGACACAUCGUACUGAGCAACAACAACCAUCAACGUCUGCGUCAUUUGUUCCAUUGAAGGCUAAACUGGAUCGUAAAGCAUUACCUGUAUUGUCACCUAUUAAACGACCUCCCGUUGUUACAACCGUUCAUCUUAAGCGAACUACUGUCAACGUUAUUUUUAAGCUUAUUGACACUAAAUAUUUUCAGGUGCAAUUCACUCCAUUCAGUCAAUCAAUUCUGUCUGCUCUGAAAACAAUUCCAUCUAGGAUUUACAUUCCUAAGAUCACAGCAUGGUCAUUUCCUUUGGAAGAUAUUUGUACAGUUGAGAAUGUCUUGCAAUCAUUGGAUGAUGUCUCGUUAGAAAUUGAAAAAUUUUCCGAUCAUGUUGUUAAGACAUUGUUAACUUACCGUAAAUCAAAUGUUGGCUUGAACGAACCCAAUCUUGAGAAGCAUAUUGAAAAAACACUGGUUGAUGCUUUUUUUCCGUACCAGCGUCGAGGUGUAAUAUAUGGUGUAAUGAGAAGAGGUCGACUGCUUCUGGCUGAUGAAAUGGGUCUUGGCAAAUCGAUCCAGGCUCUUGGUAUAGCUCGGUAUUUUAAAUGUGAUUGGCCUCUGCUUAUUAUAUGUCCAUCGUCUGUAAAAUUCUCGUGGUUGAAUCAGUUCGAAAGUUUUUUACCGGCUGUUGGUGAAAUUAUCGUUAUCGAAAAAGGAAGUGAUCGUUUGCCAUUAAAAAAAACCAAGCAAAUGGUGGUAAUUAUGAGUUAUGAUUUAAUGGUUUCCAAACAGUCUCAUCUUAUUGAAUACGACUUUAAAGCAAUCAUUUUUGAUGAGUCGCAUUUGCUGAAGGAUAGUAAUGCUCAAAGAACCAAAGUUGCUACGAAUAUUUCAAAAAAAGCAUUACGAGUUAUUUUGCUGACUGGAACGCCAGCUCUUUCACGUCCAGUUGAACUAUUCAGCCAAAUUCGUAUUAUCGAUUCUAAGAUGUUCCCAAAUUACCGCGACUUUGCAAUUCGGUACUGUGAUGGUAAACAGGGGAAAUACAGUUUUGAAGCCAAGGGCUGUACAAAUAGUGAUGAGUUAGCAAUAAUUUUAACGGGUACCGUCAUGUUGAGGAGGUUGAAAAAUGAUGUCCUUAAUGAUCUUCCAAUGAAGAAACGAGAAGUUGUUAAUCUAACGGAUGAUUCCAUUUAUACAAAUAUUAGCAAAUUGCGAGAAGCAAAGGCUGCUUAUAGUGGUGCUAAGGAUAAUGAUACAAAGCAUCAAAGGCUGGUUGAGUACUACUACGAAACGGGAAUUGCUAAAGCGAAGAGUGUUGCUCGGUAUAUUAUUGAUCAUUAUUUUUAUGAUGAUGCACCAAAAAAGAAAGUGCUAAUAUUUGCUCAUCAUCAAGUUGUUUUGGAUAUGAUAUCAAUAGACGUCGCGAAAAAGGGGUUGCGAUCGAUACGAAUCGAUGGUACUACGGCUAGCCGGUUACGUGAUGAGCAAUGUCGGUUGUUUCAGGAAAAUGAUGAUGUUAUGGUUGCAGUUUUAUCAAUAACUGCUGCAGGUAUCGGUGUCACUCUAACUGCUGCAUCGGUUGUUGUAUUCGCUGAAUUACAUUGGAAUCCAGGUACUUUGAAGCAAGCUGAAGAUCGUGCUCAUAGACUUGGACAGAAAGAUUCAGUUUUCGUUCAAUAUUUAAUUGCUAAAGGUACAGCAGAUGAUAUAUUGUGGCCGCUAAUUCAAAAGAAACUUGAUGUUUUGCAUUCAUGCAGUUUAUCGUCCGAUACCUAUCGUGGCACGGAUAGCGUUCAAACAACUAUGGGUCCUGAAAGUGGUGGCUUAGAGGAUCACUUUCCAAAGAUUAAACGAAUCAGAUCUACUGCAGAGUAA